AUUGGUUGAAUUAUUCAAUCUUAUUAGCCAAUCAAAUUUGUAUGUUUCAUAAAUAAAUAACCAAUCAAAUUGAUUAUUUAAAUAUCAGAUAUUUUAUUUAAUACCUUAAUACUUUGACAAUUUGAUCAUACAGAAAUGAUUCUAUUGUUCAUAUUGUUGGGUCUUUUAGAAGGAUGCACUCAUUCAUCUGCCAUAAAACCAACUUCUCCGGUCCUCACAAAAGUGAAUAAUAGCACAAAGUCAGAUAAACCUGAAGUUACACCUACUGUGAGUUCAAGACAUUGGAGUUCCAAAUUUCGUAUCUGGCUCAUUUAUUUCCUUGAGCUGCUGAGAACUCUCUUCGGUCUUAAAAACGACUUAAUGGAAAAGUUCUUGGGUCUAUUUGACAAAACACACUCCGUUUCCCUGACUUUCCAUUUGACCUAAGCAUCUGAAGAGGUAAGUUAAAUCCACAUUAUUAUUAUAUUGCUAUUUGGCUGAAUUUCCAUGGAUUUCGAUGGUUUUGUAACUUGUAGAGUUUUUCAUAUUGAAGACUGAAUUUGAAAAAAAAUUAAAGAAAUAUGUAGUUAAUUAUUUACUUCAGCACAAAUUGUCUUUUCGCCAAGAUAUAAUCACAUCGAGUUUUGAUUGGAAGGAAACAUUUCUAGGAUUAAAUUCACUUAGUAUUGUUUGUUUGAAUCUUCCCAUCGAUGUGUUAGGACUGCAUCUGGUCAAUCUCUAAUUUAAACUUCACCCCAUCGCACAAGCAAGUGGCUAUCAGGACUCAGUGGCCAAGUGGAUAACACGAUGGCGUUUGAAGCGAGGGUACUGGGUUCGAGUCCAAGAGUGAACAUCAACUCUGAGAUGCAGGUACAUUCAGCUAACGAGUCCCAAAUAGAACGAAACGCGCGUCCUGGAUUCCACUGCUAGCCACUAUCCAUCUUUGAUUAUCAAUUUCUAGGAUUGUUUAAACAGAAUAUUAAAUAUAAGUGUUACUUACUGGAAUAUAGAAAUGAAGGGGAUGUUGUAUGAUACUGAGUAGUAGUAUGAUAAUAAUGUUGGCGAAAUUACUUGUAUAAGGGUUUGAAGUGUUUACUAAGCUCUAAUAAUAGAAAUAUGUAGAUGAUCUAUCAACAAGAAUCUUCUCUUUCAGACAACCUUACGUAACUUGAUGUUAUCAAUUUAUGCAUUGUUGUAUAGAGGUUAUAAACCAUGAAAUUCAGAACAUGCAGCGUAGUGAAUAAUUCAAUGGUUUAAUGUUAGAUUGUAUGUUUACAAACAAAUGUAUUCAGAAAGUACAAUAUAUAUCUGCUAACAAUGACUUUAGUGACACUGUUCGGUAUGCGACUAUUAUGAGAGCUUCCGCUUUCUAAUAUCAAACUCAAUUUUUACGAAGAAUGAUUAUGGGAGUACACAAAAAGGAUCUGUGGUGCUUCUUCAGUCAGAAUACAUCAUCCUAAUGAAAGAUUUUUUUAAAAAUCUCGUUUAGCACAUAUUGUGAUCCCUGAUAGUUUAUCAUAAAUAUACAAAGUACAUCUGAAAUGAUGUUUUGAAGUUAUUAACGUUAUGAUGCAUAGAAAAAACGCUAUUCACUCAGACACCAACAUAAUUUCCUGUGUUGUCGUAUCCAAACUAUAAACUGAUACCUAUACAGGAAUACUCUCUAAUGAGAAAAUCACACCCAUUUGUGUAAUCACUGAUGAAUGUGACCCAUAAAUUUUAUAGCUUAUCGCGCGCUGCUCAUUUUCAUUUCAGGAAGACGAACGACAUGCAAUAUAAAAGUUUUCAAGAAUGAUUUGGAUAUAAUUGAAAUCAUUGGAAUUACGGUCAUUAAACUACACGUUUUUAUAUCCUAUAUUUUGUUAAACUUCCUACAUGUUUCAUGAUGCAACGACGUUAAUAUAAACCAAUGUCUGUGAUAAAGAUUUUGUUAUUAAAAACUAUAAUAAGAUAGAGACCUUUUAUAGUUAACUAAAUAGAGGAUUUCAAAUUCACUACUAGAUCAACGCAGAAUAUGGUAUACUACUACGACGCUCGUACGUAUAGAACCCCAUAGUCGCAAAUCAGAAAACAGAAGAAGACUUGAGAAUUGUCUGUUGGAUAAUAACCAAAAUGUACAGAAAAUCAUGGCUAUUUAUUAAUAUUAGCGUUUGUUAUACCAACAUUAUAAUCCAAGCAAUUAGCAAAGGGACAUGUUAUGCUACUGUCUAAUACUAGCAUGCCGCGUUGAUAUUCAAGAAAGCCCCAUCACGUUAUGACUGGAUGGAAAUUCCUCAUCUCCUUUAGAGCCUCUAAGGGUUCCAUCGUAGUUCUCAGAAGCCGACCCAACAGAGGACAUAUCGAAAUCGUAAUUUUUUGUUCAAUCUCAUCUGGUAUGCAAUCAUUAAAUCCAAAUCACAAAAUUUUAUUUACUUUCUUUUACCACCUUCUGGUGCAGAUUUAGCGAUGAUCAAUGUAAUAAGUUGUUUGGACUGCUCAUCAUCAAUAUGCUAACUAACUUUCAUGCUACCUGGAUAAUUUAAUGAUCACAGUAUUACCAUUAAUCUCCUAAUGUGAAAUAUUUGUGUUCAGUUAUGAGAAUAUUAAAAACCAAAAAUCAUUUAUCAGUAUGAAGUUGUUAAGAUUGAGAUUGAGAUCAUCAAUCGAUUAAGAUUAGAUCACCAUUUAAUAAACCUCAAAAUGUUAUAAAACAUGAAAUAUAUUUCAUUUGAAGCGAAAGGUGCUUUGUUCGAGUCCCAGAGUGAACAUCAACUCAGAUGCAGGUACGUCCAGCUGACGAGUCUCAAAUAGGACGAAACGCGAGUCCUGGAUUCCACUGCUAGCCAUUAUCCAUCUUUGCUUACAAUGAAAUAUAUUUCAUCAGUUUCAAAAUUAUAAAACACUAUGAAUAGUCUACAAAUUUGUGUUGUGUCACCAACCUGAAAUAACAAACCUUAAAUGUCAUCCAAUCUUUCGUUCAACAUAAGUAUACUUCUUAACAGAGGUGAAAAAUAAGGUUAGAAACUGAAUGCUGAUUUUUUGAUUAUUUAGGAUCCCAUGAGUAACUAAUGAUUAACUUAUAUUAGUUCUGAGGGAUAAUUGGAUAUGAAGUAAUCUUCGAUUUUAUGGAAGAUAAUAACAACACAGCGAGACCAGUUGCUGGUCAUGACACACUUCUACACCAGAAAGUCGAAUAAUUUGUGGUAGAGCUACAAUUAGAUUUAUAAUUAUUUCCGAGAUGUAAAACACAUCUAGCGUAUUUCUUGUUACUAACUAUCCACAUUAACGGAAGAAAAGAUUGUAAACAGUUGCCAGAUUAUAUAGAAAAUCAGUAUAUCCCUGUUUAAAUUAUGAUUUCACCUAGUUAAAGGUUUGAAAAUGGAAUUCGUACGAAAUUCAUAAAUUACCUUGAAUACUAUUCGAACAAAUCCAAAUAAAUAAAAAUGGGAUAUAGCGGGUGAUAUUUUAACACGUCGACUGAAAAGACCUGUUGAAAGGAUGUUUCAAUUCGCCAAGCUAUAUAUAAUUUUAGCUACUGAACAAGUACUCACACAACUAAUCAAGGAUGGGUUACCGAAGAUGGUCUCUUCUAUGUGUGUGUACCAAUUCAACUGCUCCUAUGAAGCUAGCUAUAUAUGCCGUACUCAGAGGGAUUCAUCCUUGCGUGUUCGUGAACCUGUAACAGCAUGGUUGAGAAAAAGAGUUAUUAAAUCGAUCAAUCGCACUACUCCUUCUCACUUGGUAGAUAGUGAACAUAUUAAAUAGAAGAAUAUUUCCCUGUUUAUCAUCAAGUUCCAGAAAAUCCACCUCAGGGAGCUAGAUUACGGUUACUCUAUAUAGAUGAAGUCAUCUAGAUCAACUCCAGCAAACCAGACUUAUGUAUCCAGAGAAGGUAUAUCCAGUCUCUAUGUUUAAUUUGGCCUACGAUCUGAACACCGGAUACCUAAACUGAAUAUUAUAGACCUCUUACCCGCUACCUAAUAUUUUUCAAUACAUUUAUCUUAAUCUUCACAUCCAUCAUUCCUAAUUCACAUGAAUUCUUUCUUGUCAUAAUUACCUAGAAAACACUCAUUUUAUUACGUAUUGUAUUCACACAACAAUAUUAUUAUUACUAUCAGAAGGGGUUUUGUGGAUAUUAUAGUAGUUUUUAAUAGUCGAGAUCGGUUGUAUGCAAGUACACCAAAUCUAAAAAAUAAAUAAGUUAAAUACGAGAAUGGAUUUUUGAAUAGAUUUAUUUUGUACACUCACUGAUCUAGACAGAAAAUGAGAUGAACAGUAGAGAGCGGAGAGAAAUGGCGUGCAGUGGAGAUGGCGUGGGUGCCAACUCCAUUUAAUCAAGAGUUGAUCAAUAUUUAUAGUCAGAUAAAAAUGAAUUACAGACAUAUAAUGAAUAGGAUAAGAAGUGUGCACACAUACGCUCAUAUCAAAACAGUCAAGAUUGAUAAGUGAAUAAUUAACUACGUCAAAACAUGAUUCAAGAAGAGUGGAUAAAUUGACCUAAUCAGAAGCUAGAAUAAGGUACAUGGGCUUGACAUAGCAACCGGCACUACAAUAUUACUGUAAUCAAUCACUCAGAUACUUUCACAUACAGUGAAAUAAUUAUGUAUAUUAAUCAAUAAAUUAUGAUUCCUUACUUAGAAUAAACAAUAAAGCUGUCAAAUACAAAAUAUUCAUUACGAUUGUUCAAUUUGAGUAGAGACUACAAUCACCUUGUUUUCUAUUUAUAUACCCCUUUUGUUAUUCCAAAUCUAAUUUUGGUAUCAUCUUAAUUGGUCCAGUAAAGAAAGUCAACCUUUUUUCAUCAAUAUCCAAGUUCAAAUACAAUACUACUCAAAAAUAAAUAAACACAAUUUAUUUACAACCGCUUUAUGCUUAACAAGAUUUUAUAUCUAUUGUGAAUGGAUUUCCAUGACGCUCAUCCCUGAUAUAAACAUUAAAUUGUUUAUCCGAAAAUAAAGUUACAAGAUUAUUAUCUCAAUGAAAAUGGUGCAUGUGUGCAGUGUGUGUGUGUGUGUGGGUGUGUGUUAAUAUUGAUUAUUAUCAUUAGCAUUAUAUUACAUUUUGGACAAGUUUUCAUGGUACAUGUUUAUGUAUCAUCCAGAUGUAUGGAACAUUGUUACACUUUAGCUUACUAGUAUAUCCGAAAUUAUUCACCUGUAAUCUUCAAUCAUUACACUAAGUUCUCUUUGAUAAUCAUAAAGAAAUUAAAUUAUUAAAAUUACAAACAUAUACUACUUAUAAAUGUGAUGGACAUUAAGAAUACUAAAUUGUACAGUUUAAAUAAGAACACAGUGUGAUAGAUUUCAUGUUCAUAAGAUAUGUAAUUCAACUCCGCCUGUAGCCCGCUCCUAAGAGGGAUACUGCCGGUCCCAAGCCUAGAUGAAGGCGGAGGGUUGGACAUGGAGUUAGCGACCGUAUCCCGUAGAAAGACAAAAAGAAAGCUAAAAAACGCUUACUAGCAAAAAUUAUUGAAACCAUUUAAACUCUGUCCUGGGAGUAGAAGGAAUAAUUAU
Molecule: messenger RNA, 5471 nt
Organism: Schistosoma rodhaini
Lineage: Eukaryota; Metazoa; Platyhelminthes; Trematoda; Strigeidida; Schistosomatidae
Source: the annotation of a GenBank genome assembly